AUGGGCACGGGCAGCUGCGGGCGGCCGUGGUGGCCUCUGCUGCUGCUGCUGUUGACGCUCUUGGGCCCCGCGGGCGCCAGCGCACAGGAAGAUGAGGAUGGCGACUACGAGGAGCUGGUGCUCGCCUUCCUGUCUGAGGAUGACGGCCCGGCAGACGUGGCUCAGCAAGUAGCCAUUGCCACCUUCCACCGCUGCGCUAAGGAUGCUUGGAGGCUGCCGGGCACCUACAUGGUGGUGCUGAAGGAGGAGACCCACCGCUCGCAGACGGAGCGCACUGCCCGCCGCCUGCAGUCCCGUGCUGCCCGCCGGGGCUAUCUCACCAAGAUCCUGCACGUCUUCCACCGUCUCUUCCCUGGCUUCCUGGUGAAGAUGAGUGGCGACCUGCUGGACCUGGCCCUGAGGUUGCCCCACGUCGAGUACAUCGAGGAAGACUCCUCUGUCUUUGCCCAGAGCAUCCCGUGGAACCUGGAGCGGAUUAUCCCUGCGCGUUACAAGGCGAACGACUACCAGCCCCCCAAUGGUGGCGGCCUGGUGGAGGUAUAUCUCUUAGACACCAGCAUCCAGAGUGGCCACCGGGAAAUUGAGGGCAGGGUCACCGUCACCGAUUUUGAGAAUGUGCCAGAAGAGGAUGGGACUCGCUUCCACAGACAGGCGAACAAGUGUGAGAGCCACGGGACUCACCUGGCAGGGGUGGUCAGCGGCCGGGAUGCUGGUGUGGCCAAGGGCACCAGCCUGCGCAGCCUGCGCGUGCUCAACUGCCACGGGAGGGGCACAGUCAGCAGCGUCCUCAUCGGCAUGGAGUUUAUUUGGAAGAGCCAGCUGGCCCAGCCCGCAGGGCCGCUGGUGGUGCUGCUGCCCCUGGUGGGCGGGCACAGCCGGGUCCUCAACGCUGCCUGCCAGCGCCUGGCCAGGGCCGGGGUGGUGCUGGUCGCCGCUGCCGGCAACUUCCGGGACGAUGCCUGCCUCUACUCGCCGGCCUCAGCUCCUGAGGUCAUCACUGUUGGGGCCACCAAUGCCCAGGACCAGCCGGUGACCCUGGGAGUCCUGGGGACCAACUUUGGCCGCUGUGUGGACCUCUUUGCCCCAGGGGACAAUAUUAUCGGUGCCUCCAGUGACUGCAGCACCUGCUUUGCAUCACAGAGUGGGACAUCACAGGCUGCCGCACAUGUGGCUGGUAUUUUGGCCAUGAUGCUGACUGCUGAGCCAGACCUCACCCUGGUUGAGCUGAGGCAGAGGCUGAUCCACUUCUCUGCCAAAGGCCUCAUCAAUGAGGCCUGGUUCCCUGAGGACCAGCGGGUGCUUACUCCCAACCUGGUGGCCACACUGCCCGCCAGUGCCCACGGAGCAGGUGGGCAGCUGCUCUGCAGGACUGUGUGGUCACCGCACUCAGGGCCUACUCGGAUGGCCACAGCCAUGGCCCGCUGCGCCACGAACGAGGAGCUGCUGAGCUGCUCGAGUUUCUCCAGGAGUGGGAAGAGGCGGGGCGAGCGCAUUGAGGCCCGAGGGGGCAGGCGAGUCUGCCUGGCCCACAAUGCAUUUGGGGGUGAGGGUGUCUACGCCAUUGCCAGGUGCUGCUUGUUGCCCCGGGCCAACUGCAGCAUCCACACAGUGCCACCAGCCGGGACUGGGGUGGAAACCCACGCCCACUGCCACCAGCAGAGCCAUGUCCUCACAGGCUGCAGCUCCCACUGGGAGGCGGAGGACCUUGGCACCCAGAGGCAGCCUGUGCUGAGGCCACGAGGUCAGCCUGGCCAGUGUGUGGGCCACCAGGGGGCCAGCGUCCAUGCUUCCUGCUGCCACGCACCGGGUCUGGAGUGCAAAGUCAAGGAGCAUGGAGUCCUGGGCCCUGCAGAGAAGGUGGCUGUGGCCUGUGAGGAGGGCUGGACCUUGACGGGCUGCAGUGCCCUCCCUGGGGCCUCGCUCGUCCUGGGGGCCUACCCUGUGGACAGCAUAUGUGUGGUGAGGAGCCAGGAUGUCGGCGCAGGAGGCAGGACCAGUGAGGAGGCCACGGCCGCCGUUGCAAUCUGCUGCCGGAGCCGACCCUUGGAGCAGGCUUCCUCAGAGCUCCAGUGA
Molecule: messenger RNA, 2073 nt
Organism: Trichechus manatus latirostris (Florida manatee)
Lineage: Eukaryota; Metazoa; Chordata; Mammalia; Sirenia; Trichechidae
Gene: PCSK9
Product: proprotein convertase subtilisin/kexin type 9
Exons: 12
Coding region: 1-2073 (690 amino acids)
Biological process (GO): proteolysis
Molecular function (GO): serine-type endopeptidase activity
Source: RefSeq, a predicted model, not a curated record